Messenger RNA from Microtus ochrogaster (prairie vole), 1705 nucleotides. RefSeq names its product SUFU negative regulator of hedgehog signaling (gene Sufu). Lineage: Eukaryota; Metazoa; Chordata; Mammalia; Rodentia; Cricetidae. Gene Ontology annotation, molecular function: transcription factor binding. The record is from RefSeq and is a predicted model, not a curated record. Gene Ontology annotation, cellular component: nucleus; cytoplasm.
GGCUUGGGCGGACGAAGCACCGUGCGCAGGCGCGGAGCUAGACCUCGCCGUAGCCCCCAUCGCCUCGGGGAGUCGCAUCCACAGUGGGUCCGCUAGUCCAUCAGGGCGCUUUCCCUCCUCUACCCUCCCGGGUUCCCCGCGCGCCCUACGCGCCCCGAUGGCGGAGCUGCGGCCUAGCGUCGCCCCCGGCCCCGCCGCGCCCCCGGCCCCUGGCCCUAGUGCCCCUCCGGCCUUUGCCUCCCUCUUUCCCCCGGGACUGCACGCCAUCUACGGAGAGUGCCGCCGCCUUUACCCCGACCAGCCGAACCCGCUCCAGGUCACCGCUAUCGUCAAGUACUGGUUGGGUGGUCCAGACCCGUUGGAUUAUGUUAGCAUGUACAGGAAUAUGGGGAGUCCUUCUGCCAACAUCCCUGAGCACUGGCACUACAUCAGCUUUGGCCUGAGCGAUCUCUAUGGUGACAGCAGAGUUCAUGAGUUUACAGGAACAGAUGGACCAAGUGGUUUUGGCUUUGAAUUGACAUUUCGUCUGAAGAGAGAAACUGGAGAGUCUGCCCCACCAACAUGGCCAGCGGAGCUGAUGCAGGGCCUGGCUCGAUAUGUCUUCCAGUCAGAGAACACCUUCUGUAGCGGGGACCACGUGUCUUGGCACAGCCCUUUGGACAACAGUGAGUCGAGAAUUCAGCACAUGCUGCUGACGGAGGACCCGCAGAUGCAGCCUGUGCAGACCCCGUUCGGGGUGGUUACCUUCCUCCAGAUUGUCGGCGUCUGCACUGAGGAGCUACAUUCAGCCCAGCAGUGGAAUGGGCAAGGCAUCCUGGAACUGCUGAGAACGGUGCCCGUUGCUGGCGGUCCCUGGCUGAUAACUGACAUGCGGAGGGGAGAAACCAUAUUUGAGAUCGAUCCGCACCUGCAACAGGAGAGAGUUGACAAAGGCAUCGAGACAGAUGGUUCUAACCUUAGCGGUGUUAGUGCCAAGUGUGCCUGGGAUGACCUAAGCCGACCUCCUGAGGACGAUGAGGAUAGCCGGAGCAUCUGCAUUGGCACACAGCCCCGGAGGCUCUCUGGCAAAGAUACGGAACAGAUCCGGGAGACCCUGAGGAGAGGACUCGAGAUCAACAGCAAACCUGUCCUUCCACCAAUCAACCCUCAGCGACAUAAUGGCCUCACCCACGACCGCCCUCCGAGCCGCAAAGACAGCUUAGAAAGUGACAGCUCCACGGCCGUUAUCCCCCACGAGCUGAUCCGUACUCGACAACUCGAGAGCGUACAUCUGAAAUUUAACCAGGAAUCAGGGGCCCUCAUUCCUCUCUGCCUAAGGGGCAGACUCCUGCAUGGCCGGCACUUUACCUACAAGAGUAUCACAGGUGACAUGGCCAUCACAUUUGUGUCCACGGGAGUGGAAGGCGCCUUUGCCACUGAGGAACAUCCUUACGCAGCUCAUGGACCCUGGUUACAAAUUCUGUUGACGGAAGAAUUUGUAGAGAAAAUGUUGGAGGACUUGGAAGAUCUGACUUCUCCGGAGGAAUUUAAACUUCCAAAAGAGUACAGCUGGCCUGAAAAGAAGCUCAAAGUCUCCAUCCUCCCCGACGUGGUGUUCGACAGCCCACUGCACUAGCCUGGGCUAGGCCCCACGGGGGCCAACCCAGUGACUUCAGUGUGACAGCAGUGUAAAGGAGACUCGUGUGAAUAAAAGGACAAGGGUGAG